AGUACUGUAAGGUAAUGCAGUUAAGAAUAAUUUGAUAUAUUGUGUCCUGUAAAUCAUUUACUUUUUUUCGAUUUGUUAGCAUAAUUCCCUGUUCCAUCUUCCAGCCCACCUGGUGGCGGUAAUGCAUUUAAAAGUCAGUGUGUAUCCACUAAAGAAGAAGACAGCAGACUCCACAGACGCUGCAGGAUGGGGCGGGCAAAGCGGGCUGACGCCGGGAGAUUCGAGCCAUGAUCGCGGUCCAGGCUGAAUUAGCUACUGUGUGAACCUGAAGUAACCGUAAGCUCUCUGCAGCUUGAUCCGCUGCACGUGUUUGUUUUUUUGUGUUGUCAUGUCGUUACCCUGUGUGGUCUCUCCGAGCAGAAUCAGCGGCUGUUAAAACUUCUCAGCAGCUGUUGGCGUUCAUUGCUUGGAGGCCUCCCAGACCUCGGGCUGUCGUUCAGUGCUUAGCCUAGGAACGCACCACCUUGUCCCGCAGAACGCUUCGAGAAGGUGUUGAUCAUGGAGGCCAUGGAAGUGGACUCCCCUGUGGAGUUGCAGGGAGGAGGCAUCGUACAGCCAGAGGUUGCAGCUGUUGCUGUAGGUCAGGCUGAGGAUGCCAAUGCACCACCUGUCAUCUCAGACUCUGGCAGCAGCACUGAGGUGGAGGAGGAAGAAGAUGAUGAAGACAAUGAAGGAGGACAGUCAGCAGCUCGGGUUCCUCCCAGACUUCUUGCCACCUGGGCAUUUAGUCAGAGGGCAGUGGGCAGGGCUGCAGCUACACCUUCAGCAGCUCAAGGGGCGCCCAUGCGGAGGAGGCUCAGACAGGGCCUCAGGUUGCACUAUCCCAGUCAGACUGCCGCACCGUCAAGAGGCUUCCCAGACUUUCUGCUCCGAGCGCCAGCUGCCAGUGUGGCAGAGCCAGAGUCCGGGAGCACCACUGAGGGCAGUGAGUCUGAGGAUGAGGCAGAGGGGGAUGAAAACAGAACAGCUGCUGGCAUGGAGCCUGUCAACCUAGCCUCUCCUGCUGGUCCUAACCUCAAUGCUGCCAUCCAGCACAUUCCACCACAGGAAGCCAGUACAACCAACUCCAGUUCAGCUGCCGAUGGUGAGAGGACAGAAGCUCAAAGUCAGGACGGCCAGUUGGCCCCAGCAUCGCUAGCUUCAGUCCAGUCGUCCCACAGUGAGGAGAGUGAUGGCGACACCUGCACCAUCUGCUUUGAAGCGUGGACUACAGCGGGUGAACACAGACUGUCUGCUCUGCGCUGUGGACAUCUCUUUGGCUUCACCUGUAUCCAGCGCUGGCUGAAAGCUCAGGGCCAGGCUGCUAAAUGUCCACAGUGUAACAAGAAAGCAAAGCGUUCAGACAUCGUGCUUCUGUACGCACCAAAGCUGAGAGCACUGGACAACUCUGAGCAAGAGAGCUUAAAGAAAUCUCUGGAGCAGGAGCAAUCUCUGAGGAGGAAGGCUGAACUGGAGUCAGCUCAGUACAAACUCAAACUGCAGGUUGUCACCAACAAAUACGGACAAGCGCAGCAAGAGCUGCAGGAGCUCAAAGCCCUGAUGGCCCAGACUGGCCGGAGCUCAGUUCCCUCUUCCUCUACCCCUUCUGCUUCGUCAUCGUCAGCCUCACUCCUUCUCAGUCUGUCUCAGAGGGUGGAUGGCUCCAAGACACUUCAGUACAGCUUCUCCAAAGGCGUGCUGGUGUCUCAGGCUGGAGGCUGCAGGGUUUUAUCCUACUGUGAGCCUCUGAGUUGCCUGUUGGCCUCACAACCUUCCCCUCACUCCACACUGGUGCCUGGUUGUGGGGUGAAGAAAGUGAGUGUAGUGAACAUGAAGGCAAGUCAGUAUCUUCCCAUACACAGUAAACAGAUCAGAGGUCUGUCCUUCAACAGACAGAAUGACAGUCUGCUGCUGUCUGCUGCCCUGGACAACACCAUCAAACUGACCAGUCUGCUGACGAACACUGUAGUCCAGACCUAUAACGCCGGUAAACCAGUGUGGAGCUGCUGCUGGUGUUUGGACAACAGUAACUACGUCUAUGCUGGUCUGACUAAUGGUUCAGUGCUCAUCUAUGACACCAGGGACACCAGCACACAUGUUCAGGAAUUGCAGCCACUACGUUCCAGGUGUCCAGUGGCAUCUCUGAGCUACAUCCCUCGGGCGGCGUCCAGCUCGUUCCCCUGCGGUGGGAUAAUUGCUGGCUCUCUAGAAGGUGGAUAUUUCUGGGAGCAGGUGAACGAGACCACCUACAGACCACACCUCCUGCCACUGGAGGCUUCCGGCUGCACCGACAUCCAGGUAGAGACGGAGAGCAGACACUGCCUGGUUACAUAUAGGCCAGGACGCUCCAACCCAUCUCUGCGCUGCGUCUUGCUGGCUCUGAACCGAACCCCUCAGCAGGACUCUAGUCAGCUGCCCAGCUGCUCCUGUUCUCCGGUGCAGACGUUCAGUGCAGGCGCGUCCUGCAAACUGCUCACCAAGAACGCAGUCUUCAAGAGUCCAGACGGAGGCGGAAUGCUGGUCUGUGCUGGGGAUGAGGCGUCUAACUCCGCCAUGUUGUGGGAUGCCGGCAGUGGCUCUCUACUCCAGAAGCUGCCAGCUGACCUCCCGGUGUUGGACAUCAGCCCAUUUUCUGUGAACGGCGAGCACUUUCUAGCUACGCUUACGGAGAAGAUGCUGAAGCUCUACAAGUGGGAAUGAAUGAGUAAGACUUGGUGUAUGGGAGCUGCUGGUCUCAACCAGAAACCAAAAAAACAAAACCUUACCACAGGCCCAGAGCACCAGAAGAGGAAGCAGUCUGGGUAGAACUGUGGGAAACAAUGCUGCUAAACUUUUAUCUGUAUGUUUACACAUGCAAAAAAACAGAUUACUUCAAGUGAUGGGCCUGAGGAAACCUUUCAGUCAUUAUUUUAAUUUCCUUCCUUUUUAACCGAACAUCCAUUUGUUACAGUGUGAAGCUUCAAUCCAGGGGUGUGAUGGACCCAUUUCCUUUCAAAAUAGUAUGACUGUGUUUGCAUAAGUCAAGUUGGAUUAAUAAUGUAUAUGGUCAGUCUGUCAGCAGAGUCCCAGUCACCUCAGCUGGUGGAGUGGUUGGAGGGCUGUGGACAGCAACAGAUUUUUUCUUGUUUUGAAUCUGACUAAAGCAAUUCUUUGGAGAAAAGUACUGUCAGUCUUACAAUUAAAAUGACUGACACACCAACGUGUUUGCAAGUUGUGUGUCCUUAAUUACCAGUCAGGUAUAUUUAGGCUUUUUGCUGUUCAUUUUCAGGUUCUAUUCCCAUUCAUUUCUGACCAGUAGUGAAAGCAUUCAGCAGGAUUUUCAAACUUGUGUAAGUUUUCUAAUCCUUCACAGUCAACAUCAAGUCUGGGCAGCAACUGACUUGUAUUUUCUUCAUCAUUUCAUCUGCAGAUUACCUUCUCAAUUAUUAUCAGCCUUACAAAUCCUGUGAUGGUUGGGAUGUACGUGCAACAGUAAUGUAACUUUUAAAGUGAAUUCAUUCAUGUCCACUGCGAUGGAUUACACAGCUUAAUAGACUUUUAUACUAUACGGAAAUAAAAGCUAAUGACUGGAAAAGUGACACAACAUGAGAUUUCUACAAAAUGGCAACAUUAUUUGAAAAAUGGUUUAAUGUAAUUGUAAGUCAGUUGUAGUAAAAGGGUUACAUCUUGGUUCAUUAACUGGAAACUUUUUAAAGACCAUUGUCACUGAUGUAUAUUAUGAAUCACCAUGGCUAAUUUUCCAAAUCAUAUCAUCACUUUGUAGUUGGAUUCCCUCCUGGAAUUAGUGAGUAUAAGCAUUUCUUGUUCAGAUUUAAAACUUGGUGGCUAAUCAGUAAACCUAAUCCAUCCAAAAAGCAAAUUCCAUUCUUAUGUUCACGGUUUGGUUUUAUAUUUACCUUGUCAGUGCAGCUCCUUUCUGCAGCUUUGUAACGAAAAUUUGGGAAGUCCUGUCACCACAGAAAUGAUGCAUUACUUUGACAAUUAAGUAAAGGUGACCUAAUAUUGAUCAUCUAAAACUGAUGAGAUGGUUUGGAAGAUUGACUGCUGUAAAUGAGGAGCUACGUGUCAUGUUCUGUUUUCAGAGUUCUGCUGCUGUUUCACUUGGAACAAUGAAGGCAGCUGGUGAAUAGCGUGUAGGCAACAACAUAGGGAGCCCUUCAGCUUUUUAAAAUCUAUAUCUAAAAUGGGUAUGUAUGCUUGUAUUUCAGCCCAGCAAAGUUAGGCUUAAGUAGGACGUCUCUAUCCAACUCUGAAACCUCAGACACCAAAUUUUACUAUAAAUUUUCAGUUGUUUCCAAAAAUUGAGCAAAGAAACACAGUUAGCCCAACUUGUUUUCAUUAAAUCUGACCUCCCACUGCCUUUUGAGCAUUUCAGUAUUCACUUCACACAAGCACAAACUCACCCUGUCGGUCACAAUGAUUUAUUUUGUUCAUCUUUAGUCAGAUUUUUUUUUUUUUUUUUUUUUUUUUUUUUUAUCUAUUGUCCUCUGAACCAGAACUUUAAGUGCCAAAGUAAUCUGCUGUUGAUGUAAAUUUUACUUUCCUUAUCUUUGUUUCUAAAGACAGUUGUAUAUAUGUAUAUUUGCUACCAAACAUUUGUGUACACCUUCGAAGGUAAUAAAAACUGUUAUUUUUCAUUAAAGUUGUGACAAUUUACCAUUUUAAGUCACUGUAUAAAACCUGCUGCCAUCUUUUUUCUUAAUUAAAAAAAAGCGCAGUAGUCCACCAAG
Molecule: messenger RNA, 4709 nt
Organism: Amphiprion ocellaris (clown anemonefish)
Lineage: Eukaryota; Metazoa; Chordata; Actinopteri; Pomacentridae
Gene: rfwd3
Product: ring finger and WD repeat domain 3
Exons: 14
Coding region: 499-2679 (726 amino acids)
Biological process (GO): double-strand break repair via homologous recombination; interstrand cross-link repair; protein ubiquitination
Cellular component (GO): nucleus; site of double-strand break
Molecular function (GO): protein binding; ubiquitin protein ligase activity
Source: RefSeq, a predicted model, not a curated record